Molecule: messenger RNA, 1843 nt
Organism: Leucoraja erinaceus (little skate)
Lineage: Eukaryota; Metazoa; Chordata; Chondrichthyes; Rajiformes; Rajidae
Gene: cnbpb
Product: CCHC-type zinc finger, nucleic acid binding protein b
Exons: 4
Coding region: 147-563 (138 amino acids)
Biological process (GO): positive regulation of cytoplasmic translation
Cellular component (GO): cytoplasm
Molecular function (GO): mRNA binding; translation regulator activity; single-stranded RNA binding
Source: RefSeq, a predicted model, not a curated record
CAGCAAGGUGGCGGCUGGGAUUGGUCCGAGCUGAUUGGUGUGCACCGGCGUGUGCGCAGAGGGCGGUGCCGUGAGUCGGACCGCGUGAGUGGAGAGAGCGAGCGGACGGGCAGGGAGUCGGCGCGAAGGCGGCGGGCGAUUUCAUCAUGAGCAGCAACGAGUGCUUUAAAUGUGGACGAAUUGGGCAUUGGGCUCGCGAGUGUCCAAGUAGUGCAGGUGUGCGUGGUCGACCUCGUGGCCGGGGAAGAGGAAGCUUCACUGCUGCAAGAGAUAUCUGCUACCGUUGUGGUGAAUCGGGCCACCUUGCAAAGGAUUGUGAACUCCAGGAAGAUGCCUGCUACAACUGUGGUAAGGGUGGCCAUAUUGCCAAAGACUGCAAGGAGCCAAAGAAGGAGAGAGAACAAUGCUGCUACAACUGUGGCAGACCUGGACAUCUGGCCCGUGAUUGUGAUCAUGCUGAUGAGCAGAAAUGUUAUUCAUGUGGAGAAUUUGGGCAUAUUCAGAAGGACUGCACUAAAGUCAAGUGCUAUAGGUAUGGAGCAGAGGACCCGCCUUUUUUGUGAAUGUGCUUUAUAUUCAAUUGUUAAUUUCUGUUUAGUCAUAGAUGACCUAUUCUGAAAAUUAGCAAUAUUUGAUCCAAUGUUGAAAGAUUUUUUUUUUGCAAAGUAACACGUGAAACACGCUCAUGGCACUGCAUUUAAUCAUUGAGUACUGUUUAUGCUUUUUUUCAUUUAACCCAUAUCACAAUGCAACUGUUUAUUUUCUGUCCUCGUGGCUGACUACAUGAACAUUUUUGCAAUGUAAAUGUAGUAAAGUGUUCCGAAGAGUAAUCAAGGGUUGUAACCAAUUGCAUGUUUAGUCAGCCCUGAUUCUAGAAUAGCAUCUGGGCAUGUCAGCAAUUCAAAUGCACUGGGUAACAUUUUUGUAAUAUGGGCAAAACAGGACUUGGGGUGGGACCAGGGUUAGUUUGUCUCCUGCCUCUAAUAUCAAUAUGGACACUCCUACUAGGCUAAAAUCUCUUGUGUGCCUUUCUGUGUUUAGCACAUUUGGCUUUUCCAUUAUGUGUGCCUCAACAAUGGGGCUGAUCCAAAAAUCAAGGCAAUGCUGCUGAACUAACAUCUACACAAGUGCACUUAAGGUAAGGGGCUAUUAUUGGGAAGUAAUUGGAAUCAAGCGUGGUGGCCAGUGUCCAUCUCUGCUGUCCUCCACUAGAAAACCCUACCCCUUGACCUUGGAUUGCUGAGACUAGUGCAGUUGCUUACAAUGCUAUCCUAAUUGAAUGGACCAAAUAUUAUCAUGGGAACUUCCCAAUGUAGCUCAGCUACUUGUAACUUGCCAGCACAAAUUGACUACUUAAAAAAAUGUUAACAGGUGAGAAUAAAUUAUUAAAAACCAAGAACUUUUUGUUAGGUUUCCUGCUAGAACUUUGGUUCCAGCCUCAAAUAAUGUAGGAAAUUUAAACUGUUUAGUUGUUGGGUAUGCAGCAGCUUGCUCCGUUGCUCAAGCCAUCCGAUGAGUCAAAUAAAAUGACAAGUACUGCAUGCAUUUAUGUUUGAAAAUUAUUGGGUAUUAUUUGCAAUGCCAGUACAUGGCCACUUGUAAUGCAAUAAUGAAAAUGGAUAAGUAACUGAAAUAUCUGCUGAACUUUAAAUUUAAUCAUAUCAAAUAUUUGAAAUUUGUGAUUUAAUAACUAUUGUUAGCCUGUGAACUUUAAAUGUUGCAUUUUGUAUCGAGCUUGGAAAGAAAUGGAAAUAAUCAACCUGGCUCAGCUCUUGUCAUGAGAUACUCAGCUAAAUUUUAGGUGUUUCAUGUAACCAAUAUUAAAAAUCUUACAUCAACAAAA